Messenger RNA from Dromaius novaehollandiae (emu), 1481 nucleotides. RefSeq names its product surfeit 6 (gene SURF6). Gene Ontology annotation, biological process: ribosomal large subunit biogenesis; ribosomal small subunit biogenesis. Gene Ontology annotation, molecular function: RNA binding; DNA binding. The record is from RefSeq and is a predicted model, not a curated record. The transcript has 4 exons. Lineage: Eukaryota; Metazoa; Chordata; Aves; Casuariiformes; Dromaiidae. Bases 178 to 1251 code for a protein of 357 amino acids. Gene Ontology annotation, cellular component: nucleolus.
GGGCGUCACUUCCGGGCGGCGCGGCGUCAUUUCCUGGCGCGGGCGCGUGCCGCACGCUGGUGACUCCGCGCUCCCUCAGCAGGCGGGCGCGGGCAGGGGAUGCUGCGGCCCUCGGGGCGCUCCGAGGAGGGCACGGCGCGGCCUCGGCGCUGCCCGUGCUGAGAGGCUCGCCUGACCAUGGCCAGCCUGGCCGCCCAGGACUCCUACCUGCAGGGCCUAGCGAGCCGGGUCUGCGCGCAGCGCGCCCCGGAGGCGCGGAAGAGAAAGCGGGUGUCUAAGCCAGGCCAGCCUGAAGAUGCUGGCAGGCAGCUCAAAAAAAGGAAGAGAAAGAAGCCUAGAAAGCAAGCUGAGAAGGCAAAUGGUCCUCCAGUUAAACAGGUGGUGUCCAAUAACAAUAAACUUGCCCCAGUGCAGAAAGCAGUCCCUCAGUCCAGCACCUCAUCCCAACAAAGUGUUAAACAGAGCAAAAAUGAGAGUUCGGUUACAGAUGGCAAAAGCGAACUCAGUUCGCCUUCUUUUUCUGCAAUGAAUCUCUUGCGUCAGAGAUUACAUGAGAAGAUUAAAAAAGCUUCUGGUCAGGAUGAUGCCAAAGAAUUACCCCCUGCUGUCCUGGAGAAGAGGCGUAGAAGGAAGUAUGAGAAAGAGAGAAAGAAACGUCGAAGAAAGGAGAUGAAGAUGAAGGAGAAAAUGGAGAAGAAGGUAACAGAGGAGUUACCUGUAGAGCCAGAAAGCAAAAAGGAGGAGAGCACAGCUGAGAUUGUCUUUAACAGGGUUGAAGUCCAUGAAGAGAACGAGCUGAGCAAGAUUCAGAAGAAGAAAGAGAAGAGGAAAGGAGUGAAAGGCAAUAUUACACCUUUGACAGGCAAAAACUACAAGCAGCUGCUGAGCAGGCUGGAGACCAGGAAGAAUAAGCUGGAGGAACUCAAGGAUAAAGACCAGAAGAAAGCCCAGGAGCUAGAGAAUAAGAUGAAAUGGACAAAUGUUCUCUAUAAGGCUGAAGGCGUAAAGAUUCGUGAUGACGAGGAACGUCUGAGAGAGGCUUUGAAGCGCAAGGAGAAGCGUAAAGCGCAGCGCCAGAAGCAGUGGGAGAAGCGGACAGAGACGGUAGUAGAAAAGAUGCAACAGCGGCAGGAAAAGCGUCGCAAGAACAUUCAGAAGAAGAAAAAGGACAAGAUGGAGCGCAAAAAAAACAAGGCCCGGAAGAAAGGGCGCGUUCUGCCAGAAGACUUGAAGAAAGCUGGCUUAAAGUGAGAGGGAGGCGAUCAGUACUUGCAGCCUGGGAACUGAAGCCCUGGUUAUGGGGCUGCUUGUGGGACUUAGUGAACUUUUACAGAGCUGCUCUGGUACAUCUGCCUCGUACUGUCUAUUUUUGUAGUACAGCAUAACUGGGGGACUGAGGAAGUUAUCUGAGAAGUCAGGCAGCCUCUGUGGCUGUUGGUGUUGCUGCCUCUGCUCAAUAAAAACAUCUUGUGUGGUUGUGA